AUUAUGGCAUUAAAAACUAAAUUUUAAAUGAUAAUAAAUAAUAACAUAACCUUACUUUUUCGAACCACAAUACAAUCAACUUGUGAGUACACUAAAGGUAAAACCUGUGUUCUGUGGGUAAAACUAUGGAUUGUCAUUAUUGAAUAAAUUUGUUAUAUUUUUACUAAUAAUAUGACUAAUAGUAAGAGAUUAGUGUUUGAGGAUUACAAUAUACCAUGUCAGGAUUUAGCAAAAAACUUGUUAGGAAAAUUGCUUGUCAGAAAAUUAGAAAAUAAUGAAAUUUUAAGGGGAAAAAUUGUAGAAACUGAAAGUUAUUUAGGUGGAGAAGAUAAAGCAUCCCACUCAUACAACAAUAGGAGGACUCCCAAAAAUGAACCAAUGUUUAUGAAAGCAGGAACAUGCUAUGUGUACAUAACUUAUGGCAUGUACCACUGCAUGAACAUUUCCAGUAAGGAACCUGGAUCAGCAGUACUGUUACGAGCUCUUGAGCCAAUAUGUGGUGAAUCAAAAAUGCAGGAACAUCGAUUAGAAAAGAAAAAUGCAAAUGUGAAGAAACUUGAGGAUUUAUGCAAUGGUCCUGCAAAGUUAUGCAUAUCUAUGGAUAUAACUAAAGAGAAUUGCAACAAACUGGAUUUAACUGAAUGUGAAGAACUGUGGAUUGAAGAUCCAGAAGGACAGGAAGAUAUAAAUAUUGUGGCCAGUUCUAGAAUUGGCAUUGCUUCUGCUGGAGAUGAGUGGGCUAAUAAACCCCUUAGGUUUUAUAUUUUAGGAAACAAACAUGUUAGUAAGAAAGAUAGGAAGGCAGAGAAGCUCUUUCUCGAAUAAAAAUUUAAACAAA
Aethina tumida (small hive beetle) is the source of this 838-nucleotide messenger RNA. RefSeq lists its product as uncharacterized. Lineage: Eukaryota; Metazoa; Arthropoda; Insecta; Coleoptera; Nitidulidae. Gene Ontology annotation, molecular function: DNA binding; alkylbase DNA N-glycosylase activity. Bases 172 to 825 code for a protein of 217 amino acids. Gene Ontology annotation, biological process: base-excision repair. The record is from RefSeq and is a predicted model, not a curated record. The transcript is spliced from 3 exons.